Molecule: messenger RNA, 2776 nt
Organism: Galeopterus variegatus (Sunda flying lemur)
Lineage: Eukaryota; Metazoa; Chordata; Mammalia; Dermoptera; Cynocephalidae
Gene: PMEL
Product: premelanosome protein
Exons: 11
Coding region: 679-2667 (662 amino acids)
Biological process (GO): melanosome organization
Cellular component (GO): melanosome
Source: RefSeq, a predicted model, not a curated record
AGUUUGGUUCCAGGGGCAAGACAAGUUUCUCCUUGGUGGGGCGGGUGUACACGUUUUCCCAAGUACCUAGUUUGAGCUCGAGUUUUCUGCCUGUGUCUCUAGUCUGUAAGGAUUCCCUGAUCUCUAACUCACUAUUUUCACUGCUCCUCGGGAAAAUGUGUAUCGAUGUAAGAUUAAAUUCCACCUGGCCCAGGGAUUCGCCUUUGAAAAGCAGGAAGCCGGGAAUCUCACUGUAAAGGAUUCCUGAGCCUCAGAGUUGUUGCCGCCGCCUCUCAGCCUAUCCUGAUACUGUCUCUCUCCGGUUUUGGAUGCAGGAUUCUGUUUUUUGUCUUUUUGAGAAGUUCCUGGUUUGACUUAACUGAUUGAUUCACUCUCUCUUGAUGAAUUGUGUGUGUCUGGUACGUGUUAGGUGUGCCUGUCAGUCAGCUCUCUCCCGGGAACUGAGGGUGUCAAGAUGAGAAUGACCCAGUGAAACCAGAGACUCACUGAGUAGCAGGAUAGGAAAGGAACGUCCAAGGACUAGGAUCCCUAUCAGUUCUGCUUCUCUCCUGUCCUUCUGCCCCUCCCAGGCCUCCCCUAGAGGGAGAGGAGGAAGGGCUAUGCAAAUGAGCACCCCUUUCUUAUAUAGGGGCUUAUCCCAGUCCCCCAGCGCCUUUGGUUGCUAGAGGGAAGAACAGGAUGGAUCUGGCGCUGAGAAGGUGUCUUCUACAUUUGGUUGUGGUGGGUGCUCUGCUGGCUGUGGGGGCCACAGAAGGACCCAGAGACCAGGACUGGCUUGGUGUUUCAAGGCAGCUCAGAAAUAAAGCCUGGAACAGGCAGUUGUAUCCAGAGUGGAUAGAAUCCCAGGGUCCUGACUGCUGGAGAGGUGGCCAAGUGUCCCUUCAGGUCAGUAAUGACGGGCCUACGUUGAUUGGUGCAACUGCCUCCUUCUCUAUUGCCCUGCACUUCCCUAAAAGCCAAAAGGUACUGCCAGAUGGACAGGUUAUCUGGGCCAACACCACCAUCGUCAAUGGGAGCCAGGUGUGGGGAGGACAGCCAGUGUAUCCCCAGGAACCUGAUGAUGCCUGCAUCUUCCCUGAUGGUGGACCUUGCCCAUCUGGCCCUUGGACUCAGAGGAGAAACUUCGUUUAUGUCUGGAAGACCUGGGGCCAAUACUGGCAAGUUCUAGGAGGCCCAGUGUCUGGGCUGAGCAUUGGGACAGGCAGGGCAAUGCUGGGCACACACACCAUGGAAGUGACUGUCUACCACCACCGCGGGCCCCAGAGCUAUGUGCCUCUCGCUCGUUCCAGUUCAGCCUUCACCAUUACUGACCAGGUACCCUUCUCCGUGAGAGUGUCUCAGCUAGAGGCCUUGGAUGGAGGGAACAAGCACUUCCUGAGAAAUCAACCUUUGACCUUUGCCCUCCAGCUCCACGACCCCAGUGGCUAUUUGGCUGGGGCUGACCUCUCCUACACCUGGGACUUUGGAGACAGUACUGGGACCCUGAUUUCUCGGGCACUUAUGGUCACUCAUACUUACCUGGAGUCCGGCCCGGUCACUGCCCAGGUGGUGCUGCAGGCUGCCAUUCCUCUCACCUCCUGUGCCUCCUCCCCAGUUCCAGGCACCACAGAUGGGCACAGGCCAACUGCAGAGGCCCCUGGCACCACAGCUGGUCAAGUGCCUACUGCAGAAGUUGUAAGCACUACACCUGGUCAGGUGCCAACUACAGAGCCCUCUGGAACCACAGCUGUGCAGAUGCCGACCACAGAGGUCAUAAGUACUGCACCUGUGCAGGUACCAACUGCAGAGGGCACAGGUACUACAUCUGAGCAGGUGCCAACCUCAGAGGUCAUAGGUACCACAGUUGCAGAGAUGUCAACUGCAGAGGCUACAGGUAUGACACCUGCAGAGUUGUCAACUGCAGAGCCCUCUGGAACCACAGUUGCACAGGUAACAACUACAGAGUUGGCGGAGACCACAGUUGGAGAGUUACCUACCCUUGAACCUGAGGGUCCAGAUGCCAGUCCAUUCAUGCCUACAGAAAGUAUUACAGGCUCUCUGAACCUGAUGGAUGGUACGGCCACCUUAAUGCUGGUGAAGAGACAAGUUCCCCUGGAUUGUAUUUUGUAUCGAUAUGGUUCCUUUUCCCUCACCCUGGACAUUGUCCAGGGUAUUGAGAAUGCUGAGAUCCUGCAGGCUGUGCCGUCCAGUGAGGGGGAUGCAUUUGAGCUGACUGUGUCCUGCCAAGGCGGGUUGCCAAAGGAAGCAUGUGUGGACAUCUCAUCACCAGGGUGCCAACCUCCCACCCAGCGGCUGUGCCAGCCUGUACCACCCAGCCCAGCUUGCCAGCUGGUUCUGUACCAGGUACUGAAGGGUGGCGCGGGAACCUACUGCCUCAAUGUGUCAUUGGCUGAUGCCAACAGCCUGGCCUUGGUCAGCACCCAGCUCAUCAUGCCUGGUCAAGAAGCAGGUCUUGGGCAGGCUCCCCUGUUUGUGGGCAUUGUGCUGGUGUUGAUGGCUGUGGUGCUUGCAUCUCUGAUAUACAGGCACAGACUUAUGAAGCAGGGCUCGGCUCUCCCCAUUCCUCAGCUGCCACAUGGUAGCACCCACCGGCUGCGUCUGCCCUGGAUCUUUCACACUUGCCCCAGUGGUGAGAACAGCCCACUCCUCAGUGGGCAGCAGGUCUGAGUACUCUCAUUUGAUGCCAUAAUUUUCCCAGGGUCGACAGCAACACCUAUAUUUCCUCCAGUCUUCCCUUGGAGACCACCAUUACCUGAAAUAAAUAUUCAGAACCUGG